Molecule: messenger RNA, 1526 nt
Organism: Haplochromis burtoni (Burton's mouthbrooder)
Lineage: Eukaryota; Metazoa; Chordata; Actinopteri; Cichliformes; Cichlidae
Gene: rbm48
Product: RNA binding motif protein 48
Exons: 5
Coding region: 38-1096 (352 amino acids)
Cellular component (GO): nucleoplasm
Molecular function (GO): nucleic acid binding
Source: RefSeq, a predicted model, not a curated record
UUGAAAUGCAUCAAGUGAAAAGUUAAUUUCCACAAACAUGGCGGCUCCCGUCAACAACAGCUCUGGCUGCUGGAGAGUCCCGGAGGUUUACAAACAUCACGAACAGCAGAGAGUGUGCAUUUCUCGACCAAAAUAUAGGGAAGGAAGAAAAGCCAAAGCAGUUAAGGUUUACACCAUAAAUUUAGAGAGUCGUUACCUGAUGGUCCAAGGGGUCCCAGCGAUUGGGGUUAUGACUGAGUUGAUUCAGCUGUGUGCCCUCUAUGGAGCUGUGGAGGAGUACAGGCCCCUGGACGAGUAUCCUGCCGAGGAGUUCACAGAGGUGUACCUCGUAAAGUUCCAAAAACUCACAAGUGCCAGAGCAGCAAAGCGACACAUGGAUGAGAAAAGUUUCUAUGGUGGUGUGCUGCAUGUGUGCUACGUCCCCGAAUACGAGACUGUGGAAGACACCAGGCUCAAGCUGCAGGACCGGAGGAGCUAUGUCAUCCGGGCUGCUCAGAAAAGAGUGAGAGAAAGGGAACAGAAAGAGGACACACAAGAGGAGCCUACUUCAUCGGAAACAACUACCACGUCAGACGACAACAUCCUCACACACAAACAGACCUCUGGAAAUGACAAUACAAGGGAGACUCCAAACAUCAGCCACUAUUUAGGCUUUCCUCUACUGCCAUUACCUCCCCAAGAACAUCAUUACCAUAGGCCUAAAAGUCAACAUUUACCAACAGAGGAUAAAAUGGGGACUUUGCACAAUACCUGUGCUGACACAUUAGAGCAGCGAGAAGGAAGUUCAAGGAGCAAACAGACCUUAUCGAGCAGACCGUCAGCACGUCAGGCUGCGGCAGUCAGAUUUCUUCCUCGGACCACACAUUUGGAGAAACGGAAACGCAAAAUGGAAGAGGCUGAGGAGGCCUCCAGUACUGUUUCUGGGCAGAACGAGCCUUUGAUUGGACCAAAACUACCAGAACCAUCCAAACUGGACAUGGAGGAUGAGUCACUGAACACAACUGUCAGCCUGAUCAGGAACACAAUGAAGCAGGUGACAUCGAGUCCAGACAUCAAACCAGUGGAGAAGAAGGUCAAACCACGCCGUCGGAUUUGAUAGAGCAGGAUUUAUUUUUUUUUCUUAAUUAAACAAAUUUUGCUUCACAGCACCGUUCCAUUGAGGUUAAUAUUAAAGAUGUUUUGGCUAGGUAUGUGAUUUGGUUAUUGUUCGAAUUGUUCCUGAAAUACGUGUCCCUCAAACAUCUCGAUUCUCUGAAAAGAAAAAAAAAAAAGAAAAGCAGACUGUAAGAUUGAGAAUUUUUGAUGGGGAAAUUUUAAAGAGCUUAACAAAUUCUCAUUACAGAUUACCCUGAAGUCAGGAAGGCAGGUUCCAAAAGCUUCCAGCAAUAGGUUCUCAUCUUUCACAGUCUUUUCAAAAUCUUCAAAAGACAAUUUGCCAUCAUGGUCAUAGUCCUGUGGGAGGAAGCACCAUUGGCAGAGCUGCUAAACUAUUUACAGACCUGAGAAUUUUUUAAAUAGUGUUUUGG